AUGCACCUCCCACAAGCGCAAGCCUGCACACCACCCCCCGACCCAACCGCAGAGUACCUCCUGACGCGAGCGCCCUGCACCACCGACGCGACCUGCCAGCCCAACGAAUUCUGCGUCCACCCGGCCAACCGAUGCCUCCAGCGCUUAGUCGCAGGGACAUGCUGCGCCGCCGACACCGAAUGCAGCACCAGCUACUGCCAGACGGGAAGCUGUGCGCUGAGCCAGACGGGUAAACCCUGCACGGCUGUCUCGGACUGCAGUCCUGGCACCGACAGCGGACAGCAGCGAUGGGUAUGUGCUCCACAGACGAACACCUGUCUCCCCGGCGUCCUGGGGCUCGGGGCCGCGUGUCUGGUCGACGCGCAGUGCGGGUUCGGGCUGUGUGCGGCGGGGAUCUGUGCGCGACCCGGGGGGGAGUACGGGGCUGGUUGUCAGCAGACGCAAGAGUGUGUGGCUGGGCUGGUGUGCACCUACAGUCUGUUCAGUGAGGAUCGAAGCACGAAGAUGUGCCAGGCGGCGCCGGGGCCGGGGGCGUAUGGGGCGGCGUGUGCGGGCGACGCGGAUUGUGUGUCGGGGAAUUGUGGGGUGAAUGGGGAGUUGGUCUGCGGGGAGCCGAGGGCGUGUAACGAGGAAGGGGAGGGUUGCUGGCGCGAUGCCGAUUGUUGUCGGGGGAGUUGUCGGUUUGGGAGGUUGUGGGUUUGGAGGACUUGUGAGGUUUAA
This is a messenger RNA of Aspergillus fijiensis CBS 313.89, 720 nucleotides long. RefSeq lists its product as uncharacterized. The record is from RefSeq and is a predicted model, not a curated record. NCBI's taxonomy places the organism in Eukaryota, Fungi, Ascomycota, Eurotiomycetes, Eurotiales, Aspergillaceae. The transcript has a single exon. The coding region runs from base 1 to 720 and encodes 239 amino acids.